Molecule: messenger RNA, 1044 nt
Organism: Pseudozyma hubeiensis SY62
Lineage: Eukaryota; Fungi; Basidiomycota; Ustilaginomycetes; Ustilaginales; Ustilaginaceae
Exons: 1
Coding region: 1-1044 (347 amino acids)
Biological process (GO): mRNA splicing, via spliceosome
Cellular component (GO): catalytic step 2 spliceosome; U2 snRNP; precatalytic spliceosome
Molecular function (GO): RNA binding
Source: RefSeq, a predicted model, not a curated record
AUGAACGUCGUGCGCGAGAUCUCCCGCAUCAACCAAACCGAACUCGACAUCGCCAUCAAAACCCCCUCCGCCUCCUGGCACCAACAGUACGCCGAUUCCGCCUACAUCUUCAUCGGCGGUCUCCCCUACGAUCUCACCGAAGGCGAUGUCAUCACCAUCUUCUCCCAGUACGGCGAGAUCGUCGACGUCAACCUACCCCGUGCCAACAACCCCAAACAGGAUGAUCGAGCCGAAUCGUCGUCCUCGUCGCAACAGAAACAGCCGGUGUCAGGCAAAGGGAAGCAUCGAGGGUUUGGGUUUUUGAUGUACGAAGAUCAGAGGUCGACGGUGUUGGCGGUGGACAAUUUGAAUGGAGCGCAGGUGUUGGGUAGGACAUUGAGGGUGGAUCACGUGUCGGGGUACAAGCAGCCCAAGGUGGUGGAUGACGAGGGGAAUAAGGUGGACGCCGAUGUCAAGAGUUUCAAUGCUGCGCCCGUCGAGACGGGGCUUUCUGCAACAGAGGAAGCGGAAGCAGAUUUGGAAGACCCCAUGGCCGCGUACAUUCAGCGACAGAGGCGUGACGAGAGCAGCUCAAGCAGACACGACGACGAGCACGAACGGGAGGAAAAGAGACGUAGGAAGGAGGAACGCGCUAGGAUUCGUGCUGAGAGGGAGGAGAGACGCAGAGCUGCUUCAGAGUCGGAUCGUCAUAAAUACGGGAGAAGCCAUCGCGAUGAUCGCGAGCGCAAGCACCAUCGCUCGAGUCGCAGGGACCACGAAGAGGAAGAGGAAGGCGUCAACCGCUACGAACGGAUGAAAAAGUCCCGCAGCGUACUGGAUGCAGAUCGGUUGUCCUCACGGUCUCGUUCACGUUCACGGUCGCGGUCACCACAACGUUCGACUCGUCACCGAGAAGACCGCAGCAGACGGGACGACGACAGGGACACCACGCACAGCCAUCACCGUCGACGACGCGACGAGCACAGAACGCAGCCGUCCACUUCGUCUUCAGAUCCACAUCGUCGAACCGGCACGAGUCGACGUCGAUCUCGUUCUCCGCUGUGA